Molecule: messenger RNA, 5686 nt
Organism: Coregonus clupeaformis (lake whitefish)
Lineage: Eukaryota; Metazoa; Chordata; Actinopteri; Salmoniformes; Salmonidae
Exons: 10
Coding region: 255-2900 (881 amino acids)
Source: RefSeq, a predicted model, not a curated record
UAGUAUCAAGGGUCGACUCCCCCACGUGAUGAAAUGCUCAAGAAUGGAGUCGGAAGAGUCAAGGAUAAAUUGUCAAAUUUACUAGAAGCGCCAGUUUACUCCAAACAGAGUCGACCAUGGUUAUGUCGAGGUAAAUAACCGAACUACCAAAACCUUCUCGGAUAAUCGCUUUGGGAUCCCACGCUUUGCACGGGACCGCAGCCAAGAUCUAGUCGGGUACCCGGGGAUGCAAUGGGAGAGCGAGUACCGCAGAGAUGAUGCGUUUUGUACUGGAUUGCUUGCGGACGCCAAGGCAACGGGCACCGUGCAGUGAGAGGGACAAGGACUUUGUGGAACAGGACGAGUGUGUCGCUCAGAAGACUGGAGAAAUCAGAGACCUGCAGGAUGCAGUGCAGCAGGAGUGCAUUGAGCUGCAGGAGCAGCGGGGCGACCGCCGGGAGCUGGAGGAGACCCUGGAGAAGCUGGAGCAGCACAGGAUGGAGCUGGAGGAGCAGCUCAAACUGACCAGGCUGGAGUGUGUCCAAGCGAGCCAGCAGAUUCUUUCCCUGCAGGCGGAGGAGGUGGCCAGGGAAACAAAGGUGGAGGAGUAUGAGCGUGAGCUGGCCCGUGCCAGGAGGAAACUCAAACAGCUGAAGAUGGAGGUCAGACGGGCCCAGGGGAAGGUGGAGGAGGCGGGCGAACGCACCAUCCCGCUCGAGGAGUCCAUCAGCCAAUCAUAUGAGGAGAUUUUACAGGAGGAGCAGAUGCUCAGUACACUGAGUGGGGAGCGAACGGGAGAUGCAACACUGCCAGACCACCAACAGGUGGAGCCAAACAACACAUCUCCCAGCAGCCUCAGGACAGAGGACGGAACCCUAGACGUACCAGAUGUACCAGCCAGGUCAUGGGGCAGGAGCCAAUCACUGCCUGUCUACGCUGAAAUCCUGGCAAACCUUGGGUGCGCGGCUCGUGCUAAGAACGGAUUGGCUGAUACACAAGAAGAGGAGGAGGCGACACCUACACCAAGCACACCAAAGCAGAUAGAUAAGGGAGAAAAGGAAGAGAAAGUGGAGGACGAAGAAAAUAUUUCCCAGACACGAUCCACCAGUAGCAUAGCAGUCGAAGAGCUGGACUUCUACCACCCCGACCCCUUCAUUCACUGUGAAUCUGAACAUGACCUUUUCAAAGAUGACGACCUCUUUGCCAAAACUGAUAAAUCUGAUGAUGACCCGUUCAAAGGCACAGACCCCUUCGCUGCAGACAUCCUCUUUCCAGAGGGGACAGAGGAGCCCUAUCCCUCUGCUGACCCAGACACCCCUGCCCGCCUGGAACCUGGAUCUAAUGACGAGACAGACAACAGCCUCUCCUGCGCUGAGAACAAAGCCUCCACCGGCACCCAGUGCUUCGAGUCCGAGUUCCCGAACGAGGACGAAUCCAGCGAUAUAGAAAUCAGUUACAGCAGGGAGGAUCUGGACACUGUUCACACGGACGCUGUUGAACUCUCCUUUGUUGAUCCCCAAACCUUAAUCAUGACCGAACGCUUGGGUUUCAAGCCCAUCUAUGUAGUUCAAACCUUGGAUACUGAAUUAGAUGACGCAGAUGAACCCGGCAUAGCUUCUGGGCGCGAACCCUUCAGUCAAGCAUCCAGGGCCAACACCUGGGCUGCUGGACCCAACUUCUCCACCGAAUCAGACCCCAAUGGAUACGAGUUUGACAUCAACGCAGUAUCCCCGCCUUCCGACAUAGAAGAGAUCGACAUCACUCUUGGAUCUAUACCAGUUGACUUUGACGUUGUGCCACCUAGGUACGACUCCGUGGAACCCAGCUACCCUAUUGGGAUUCAGGCUUGUGACUCAGAACAUGCCGGAACAGGUGGAUGCGACCUUCCUGAACCCAGCCCUCCUAUGCCCACCCGCCCGGUCCGUCCACCUAGACGCCUCAAAGGGGGAGCGUCAACUGACCUUUUAGAAGAGCCAGACACUCCCAAAGCUGAAGGCUGUGAUCCAGGUUCUUCCAACCGCUCUGCAGAUUCAGAGCUGGACAGUGCUAUCGGGAUUGACCCUCUCACCAGCUCAGCUGAACACAACAGUAAAUUCAGCUUCGGAAACAAUAGUUUUGAGCUGAACUACGAGCCCAACUACGAGCCCAGUAGUCAAACUUCGUACAACUAUGGAUUUAAACUCAGUCCCGAACACCACAGCGAAGAGAUCCUAAAUCCUUUUGGCGCUGAACUCAGCGAUGAAGAAGCUGACAACCAAGCCUCAUUUGAUCCUUACGAAUUUGAGCCUACUGCUCAAUCUGAGAGCCAAGACGAGUUCGACCCUUACGAGUUUGGACAUACAUCUCAUGCUACCAACCGAGACACAUUUGACCCCUAUGGUUUCAAACUCGCAAGUUUUGACACUGACAACCAAGCUAUCGUCGACUUACACAGUGGCGAUGAUACAAACCUUGAAGACAAUAAUAACACAAACAAAAGGGACCCCUUUAGCUUCGAUUUCAGUAACGCAGCAUCAAUGGACCACUAUAGUUCAGAACCCAGUAAUACUGCAACAAUGGAUCUCCUUGGUCUGGAACUCAGCAGAGCCAACAGUGUUGCUGAGUCAGACUGUAACAAUCCUACACCGUCUGACCCAAUAGGAACAGUACAAACUAUGGCAGCUGGAAGCGACCUACUGGACCUGGACCUUGUGUUUGGAAGCAGUAGUUAUGGUAACCCUGAUGUCACCCCUGACCUCGACCCCUGUGAACCUAGACCGGGAAACCCCGCUGGUCCAGACAACUUUGAAUUCAGAGUGAGAGACACCGCCCACUCCGAAUCUGUAGACACCGUUUCUGACUGGAUGACUGUUAAGACCAACUCCAGGGAAUCCUUGUCAUUCAGCCCAGUCAACCCCCGCACACACAGCCUGGACAAAUGAACCAUUCCCUGGGAGGAAUCACCAGUGUGGCCAUGACUAUGCAGUACAGCCCAACAAUGGGGAAGUAGUUGGAAGGAUAGGAAGCAAAGGAGGGAAUGAGAGAAUGAGCGUCUCUUUUCUCCAAGCUGGCAUGAUUCACCUUGACCCCUAGUCAAGGUUAGCAACAUUGCAUUGAUUUGAAAGUGAUUGAUAUGUUCAUUGAAAAUCAUAACUUUAUGAUUCUAAUUUCUGAGUUAUUAAUUGCUGAUGGUUGCUUUGCAGUUAUACGGCCUUGGUUUGUUCUACACCCUGUUAAAGUUGCAAUACAGUACUAAAUCUGGGUCCAGAUGCAGUAGGUUCUCGGAGGUGAGAACAUACAAUUCCACAUCCCUAAGACCAGAAGUUUGAAAUGCAUGAAAACAAAAGGAUGUAUUAUCCUGUUUAUCUUGAAACUCUUCAACCAUCCUUUAUCCAUCCUUUAUCAGAAAUACAGUAUAUGAGGUGCCAAGGGAUAGGGAAAAGGAUGGAGUGAAUAGUUUGGAAUUGAGCUGUCUGCAAAUACAACCAAUUACUUUUGAGAGAGGUGAGAACCAGGUUGGUAGAAUGCAGGGUCUGAGCAGUUUUGUGUUUAAAUUUUAUUAGUCAACUGUUAAUUAAUAAUUUAAUAGAUUUUAAGUAAAGCCAUCUGUGGCCAAUACAAAUUGUUACAUAACAGUUUAACACACCUUGGACCUUCCACGACCGGAUUUGCCCUCUCCUGGUUGACUAUAUUAUAUUCUAACUAUCAAUGUUACAUGGCGCGAGCCAAACCUUCAACAACUACAUGUAUAUAAAUCCGUAUGUACUUGCUCAGACCCCCCUGGGCCAGUAAUACAUAGAUACAUUUAGGGAAUUACAAAGUGAGUGAGUGGCUAAUCUUUCACACAUACUACUGUAAAUGAACCGUUCAGCCAGUGUGCAAAUAUCUAUAGUGUUACAAAAUGAACUCCCAUUUUUGCAUACUGCCAAUAUAACAACAGCCACAUGCUUAGUACAAAGUGUCUUUAUUGCAGUGAUGGGGAAUGGCAAAACAAACAAACAGAAUGUAAGAAUCUAGACCCAACUGCAUGUAAUACACAUUCAUCAUAAGCUACAACACAUAGUCAAAUAAGUGAAAAAUACACUAGUAAACCUGCUUGGUCAAAUAAAAGUCCAUAUAAUCAACAAAAUCUACUUAUUUUUACACAUACAACAAAUAAUGUGUAGAUACUGUACAUUGUGUGCAUAUGCACAAUAUAAGCCUAUGGAUGCACAAUUUCACCUUGUUUCAUACAGUUCUUAAUCCAUAUUUUAUCAAAACAUAGUUGAUACUAUACAGAAUCAACAAGAUAUGGCAUACAAAAAGCACAACAUAACCUUUCUGCCACUGAGAAGGUUGUUCAGAAGCUACAGAUGACCUUGUAUUGAUGUAAUCAACUACCAUACACCACAAUGGUGUCAAAUAAUAGCAUUGCUUUUAAUGAGUGGGUAUACAAGUAUAUUCACAGUUCAUAUUGGUUUGAAAAACAUGUCCAUUUACCCUUAAAUAACUUUUGUUCUUCAGCAAAUAACUCUAUAACAAGACACCCCUCAUUGACUGUCUACCAAUAUUUUGCAUGCUUAGAUACUUAGAAUUAGAACAUUAAUAGACAUGUAGCGACUGAGGACAACAGAUCUUGAUUUAACUUUUAUGUACUGUAGACUCAUGAAGUGACCACUCUAACUAUGGAAAUACAUGUCCUCAAAAGAUGGAAGGCAGGCAGAAUGAGGCGAGAUCAGGUGGGACCAUUCUAGCCAGUGAGGGCAGAUGUGUGUGAACAACAGGCCAUAGAGAUGGAGGACUCAUUUUGUAUCUGUGCUAUUAUAGCAUCAGGGUUACAACUCCAUUUUAAAGUAGUACAUUUUCUUCAUUGGCUGAUUGCGCCCAACUCAGAAAUCCCCACCCAGUUGACUACUUUAAAAUAGUGGAAGCCCUCAAUGCCAUUGUCCAUGCUAAAACGGGUGAUACCCAUGAGUCCUACAUCGCUCUCUAUGAAAGCAGGCACAACUCCGAUAUAAAGGCAUUUUUUUUCAAAAUUGCCGAAAUGUCACGAGCAUCCACUUAUGUCAGUGAAUUUGUAAGAACCAUACCAUUGUGAAACUUAUAUUCAAUCAAAUAAGCCUCAUGUAGCAAAUCAGUUACAUUUUUUGUUGACCAAAUUCAACACUCAUUGACCUCCAUACAAAAAUUCCUCACUAUGUGGGCUUAUUUUCGUGGCCAGAUAUUGGGUGGAGUAAAACCUCUCGCUUCGCCCCUUCCGGUCUGGUACUGUAUGAUUGAUCAGGAGAUGCAUCAAAAUGCCAGCCAUGUCUUCAUUUGAAAUGUCAGACUGCCAUGAAUAACACUGUUGCAGUUUUAGUAUCUUUCCUUUUGCCCACAAACCAAAAAGAAGACUUGUACUUUCUGGGGCUUUAGCUUGGAAUGUUGUACAUUGUCCCUAUAGGUUUAAAGACCUUGUACUCUCAGCUACUGAUAGCAUUAGAAAAGGCAUCCAUUAAAUAUUUUGUCCCAAAUAGAGUAACACUUACUCAGUGAAAGGUAUAGAAGAGAUGACAGUUGCACUUUCUUUUACAAUCUUUACUUAGAGAAUACAUUGAUCCUGGGGUCAAAUACAUAAGCUGUACUUGAUUCAGUUUGCCAGACAGCGAACUCCCAAGCUAAAACAAGCACAUGAAAGUAUUUGACAUACAGUACCAGUCAAAAGUUUGGACACACCUACUCGGUCCAGGGUUUUUCUUUAUUUUUACUA